GGGCUCCCGGGCGCUGGGGACGCUGGGCGGUUGGUUUCAGGCCGCAUCGGGACCUAGACCCGGCAGAGCACUGUGGGAUUUGGAGGGAGUUGUUGGCACCGUGUGGAAGAUGAUGAUUCUGCUGGUCUUGCUGAUGCUCAACCCCUGUGAUGGGCUGUUUCGCUCCGUAUACAGAAGUGGCCUGGUUUCCACGCCAUUGCAAGGAGAUACAGGACGGCCAUUGUUUCUUACCCCUUAUAUUAAAGCUGGGAAAAUCAAAGAAGGGAAAGAACGGAGUAUGGUCAGCCCUCUCCCGGGAGUGAGCAUUAAGAGCUACGCCGGCUACAUCACUGUGAAUGAGACGUACAACAGCAACCUCUUCUUCUGGUUCUUCCCGGCUCAGAUACAACCAAUGGAUGCCCCCGUGGUUCUCUGGCUCCAGGGCGGGCCAGGAGGUUCAUCCAUGUUUGGGCUCUUUGUGGAAAAUGGACCUUAUGUUGUCACCAAGAACCUGACCCUGAACAUCCGAGACUUUCCAUGGACCACCACACUUUCCAUGCUGUACAUUGAUAACCCAGUGGGCACAGGCUUCAGUUUUACUGAUGAUCCCCAAGGGUAUGCGACCAAUGAGGAUGAUGUGGCACGAAAUCUCUACAGUGCCCUAAUUCAAUUUUUCCAGUUGUUUCCUGAAUAUAAAGACAAUGAUUUUUAUGCCACGGGGGAGUCUUAUGCAGGGAAAUACGUGCCUGCCAUUGCACACUACAUCCACACCUUCAACCCCACGCAGGAGCAGAAGAUCAACCUGAAAGGAAUCGCUCUUGGAGAUGCGUAUUCCGAUCCUGAGUCGAUUAUAGGGGGCUAUGCGACAUUCCUGUACCAGAUCGGCUUGCUGGAUGAGAACCAGAAAAAGUACUUCCAGAAGCAGUGCGAUGAGUGCAUAAAACACAUCAAGAAGCAGAACUGGCUUAAGGCCUUUGAAGUAUUGGAUAAUCUUCUAGAUGGCGACUUAACGAGUGAUCCUUCUUAUUUCCAGAAUGUUACAGGAUGCGUUAACUACUAUAACUUUUUACAGUGCACGGACCCCGAGGACCAAGUUUACUAUGGGAAAUUUUUGUCGCUCCCAGAAGUGAGACAAGCCAUCCAUGUGGGAAACCACACUUUUAACGAUGGAUCUGAAGUGGAAAAGUACUUGCGAGAAGACACAGUACAGUCGGUAAAACCAUGGUUAACUGAGAUCAUGAAUAACUAUAAGGUGUUGAUCUACAAUGGCCAACUGGAUAUUAUUGUGGCAGGGCCCCCCCCAGAGCGCUCCUUGAUGGCCAUGGACUGGAAAGGGUCCCAGAAAUACAGGAAGGUGGAAAGAAAAGUUUGGAAGAUCUUUAAAUCAGAUCUUGAAGUGGCUGGUUAUGUACGGCAAGUGGAUGAUUUCUAUCAGGUGAUUGUUCGAGGUGGAGGACACAUUUUACCCUAUGACCAGCCUAUGAGAUCUUUCGAUAUGAUUAAUCGAUUCAUUUUUGAAAGAGGAUGGGACCCUUAUAACUGAGAAACUAUUUUUCUAUCAGAAAACAUCAAGAGUUUUUAUCUUUGAAAAGAAGAUUUUAAAAAUUAAGAAUGUCAUAUAAGUAAAAAAAAAAUGCCUUUUAUAUCUACAAAAUUUUCUCAUCAAUAAAAAUCAAUUGUCUUUGAACAAUU
This is a messenger RNA of Tupaia belangeri chinensis (Chinese tree shrew), 1671 nucleotides long. RefSeq names its product carboxypeptidase vitellogenic like (gene CPVL). The transcript is spliced from 13 exons. The record is from RefSeq and is a predicted model, not a curated record. Lineage: Eukaryota; Metazoa; Chordata; Mammalia; Scandentia; Tupaiidae. Gene Ontology annotation, biological process: proteolysis. Gene Ontology annotation, molecular function: serine-type carboxypeptidase activity. The coding region runs from base 110 to 1522 and encodes 470 amino acids.